GCCGAACAAUAUGAAUAAAUAUACUGUAAGUACACGAAACAAACAAUCAAAACAAUAUCAAUAAGUGGACUUUGUUUAUUUACUCUUUUGUUUCGUUUUUAGGGUGCAAACAUGUCUCAGGAAGACUCUUUGUUCUUCAUUCAGCAAGUACAAAUGCGUGAAUGCUUAUGGAACCGACGUGAUAUACACUAUAAAAAUAAAAUAAAACAGGCCGACGCAUGGGCUUCAAUUGGAGAAUUAAUGGGAAAGGAUCCAUUUGAGCUGCGGCAGAAGUGGCAAUCUCUGCAAAGCUCGUUCCGACACUUCAAGGGUGUUUACAAAAGCAGCGAACAAACGGGAUCUGCUGCGCAACCCAAUAGAAAAAAAUGGUUUGCAUAUGAUGCAAUGAGUUUCAUGUCGGUGACCAACGAAUGUGGAACUACAGUAGAUACGUUGGGAUCUCUACGUGUAAUGCCAACCCCACAAGAAAUGCCAUCUCCGGAGGAAUCGCUGGAAAUUGAAUGGCUUUAUCCUGAGAACAACUUUAAAGAAGGAAUAUAUACAGAGGAGCAAACGAACCCACAAACGGCCAACGAGACGUCGCCCUCGUCACCAGCCAACAAUGAGCAAACCGCUGCCCCUGAGCCACCUUUGCCCACAAUUACGCCUCACCAACAGGCUGGAAAAACGAGGAAGCGUCGGGUAGAGGCCAAUUUGGCGUAUAAUGAAGAAGUCCUUCAGACUCCAAAAACAGUUUCAACAGUUUCACAAACUCUGUUGAAUUCGAUUAAUGAUGAGGGCAGUGAGGAAAUGCGUUUCUUUGUCAGUGCUGCCAAAGAAAUUGAAUCAUGGUCUCCAAAGAGGCGUAAGGGAAUAGUAGCCCGUGUUGGUACUAUGAUAUCUAUUGAACGCACGGCACGUUAUGAAAAAUAUUACAACUCAGAAUAA
This is a messenger RNA of Anopheles arabiensis, 927 nucleotides long. RefSeq lists its product as uncharacterized. Gene Ontology annotation, cellular component: transcription regulator complex; nucleus. The record is from RefSeq and is a predicted model, not a curated record. Bases 112 to 927 code for a protein of 271 amino acids. Gene Ontology annotation, biological process: regulation of transcription by RNA polymerase II. The transcript has 3 exons. Lineage: Eukaryota; Metazoa; Arthropoda; Insecta; Diptera; Culicidae.